Molecule: messenger RNA, 630 nt
Organism: Sinocyclocheilus anshuiensis
Lineage: Eukaryota; Metazoa; Chordata; Actinopteri; Cypriniformes; Cyprinidae
Gene: hspb12
Product: heat shock protein, alpha-crystallin-related, b12
Exons: 4
Coding region: 1-630 (209 amino acids)
Source: RefSeq, a predicted model, not a curated record
AUGACCGCAGAGAGCGCGCUCCUGGCCUCCAUCCGUCAGCUCAUGGCGUCUCGUUACUCGUCUCGUUACAGCACGAGCUCCAUCAGCUCCUUCAGCGCCGCUCCGCUCCGGCCCAGACUGCACAGUCAGUUCGGAGAGGAAUCAUCCAUCAGCUCCAUCACUGACGCCUUCAGCCGUUACCAUGGUGAUACACUGGACGAGUCAUCCUGGGCCGAGUCCGCUGGAGGUUGCCAAGGUCACCAAGGUGGUGAAGAGUCCUUUGGAGGUUACCAUGGAGACCAUCACUACAACCAAGCAGGAAAGCAGGUCGACUGGAGCCUUGGCGACGAUAUACAGGCUCCCGGCGGCUCCGGUGUGGGCGUGGUCAGGGCGACGGGCGACAGCUACUUCCUCUCUGCAGAUGUGAGCGGGUUCGAGCCUCAUGAAGUGGUGCUGCUGGUGUAUAAUCAGUGUGUGGCUAUUCAUGCAGAGAAGAUGGCAGCAGAUGGGAGUGUUGCGGGACGCUUUACCCAUAAGUCUGUGCUGCCGGCAGACAUGGACCCGUUAUCUGUGAGCAGCUCGCUGACCGCUGAGAGGAGACUGAUCAUCAGCGUCGGUCGCAGCAAAUCCCCUGUGACCUCUGACCUCUGA